AUGAUAACAAGGGGGCGGACUCCCAUAUAUCUGGGGCGUGGACUACACACAUGCUACGCCAUCUUCAUCAAGAAGCAUAAGCUCCCUCCCAGACCGAAACUUAGCAUUGGGAUAGAGUCCGAUCUGGAGGAGAAGUUUUUACAUGGCGGCCGAGGACCCGGUGGCCAAAAGAUUAACAAAUGUAACAGUAAAGUUCAACUGAAACAUAAACCAAGUGGAAUUGUAGUGGAAUGCCAGGAAACUCGAUCCCGAGAUCAAAAUCGUAAAAUUGCCCGGGAGAAGCUGGCCUUGCAGAUAGCGAGGUGGGAAAAUGGUUGGAAGAUGCUUGCACGAGAAAGGGCGCUGCAUGAAUGGGAAAUACAAGGAAAGCGCAGCAAAGAGCGCAAGAGCCACGAUAAGCAUGAAAAACAUAGAGAGGAGAGAAAAAUAGAGCGCCUCAGGGCUUUGGAGGAAGAGGAGAAGCUUCUGCAAGGUAUUCUGAAGUAG
Lachancea dasiensis is the source of this 486-nucleotide messenger RNA. NCBI's taxonomy places the organism in Eukaryota, Fungi, Ascomycota, Saccharomycetes, Saccharomycetales, Saccharomycetaceae. The record is from the annotation of a GenBank genome assembly.